GUCGCUGCCAGAGCUGGAUUGAAUCCGCCGCGGCGUCUCCAUGGCAAGACCCUGGCCUCCGACUUCAACGACUUCAUAAGGAGGCGUUUCUGGGCGCAGCCGUGUCGUUCCUGGACGUUUGAUGCCCGGCCCCUGAGAUUCUCACUGACACGCCCCUCUGGGUCCCCCUGAGCAGAGCCUGCUGACCCAAUUGCCCACCUUUGCGGCUUUGAUGCCUAACCAUGUCUGCGUCAUCCUCAGGCGGCUCCCCCAGGUUUCCAUCGUGUGAGAAGAACAGAGUAACGAGCCUCAAGCAGAAAAAGGUCUUGAGGACACCUUGUGGCUCACCCAGUGUGACUGUGACGAUCAACCUUUUUUGUGUUGUCCUCCCCCACCUGCCAGAAGCGAACCAUGAAGGACCGCUCUUCAACUCCCCCCUUACAUGUUCACGUGGAUGAGAACACCCCUGUCCAUGUCCACAUAAAAAAACUCCCGAAAGCAUCAGCGACCAACAGCCAGAAAUCUCAUAAGCGCGGAAUGAAAGGGGACACCGUGAAUGUGCGGCGGAGUGUCCGGGUGAAAACCAAGGUACCUUGGAUGCCCCCUGGAAAAUCAUCCACCCGGCAUGUGGGAUGCAAGUGGGAGAAUCCACCUCACUGCCUGGAGAUCACACCACCAUCUUCAGAAAAGCUGGUCUCAGUGAUGCGGUUAAGUGACCUCUCUACCGAAGAUGACGACUCGGGUCACUGUAAAAUGAACCGUUAUGAUAAGAAGAUUGACAGUCUAAUGAACACGGUCAAGAUGCAGAAGGGAGAGCGCCAGAUGGCCAAAAGAUUCCUGGAGGAACGCAAGGAGGAGCUGGAGGAGGUGGCCCAAGAGCUGGCCGAGACCGAGCACGAGAACACGGUGCUGCGGCACAGCAUCGAGCGCAUCAAGGAGGAGAAGGACUUCACUAUGCUUCAGAAGAAACACCUCCAGCAGGAGAAGGAGUGCCUCAUGUCCAAGCUGAUGGAGGCUGAAAUGGAUGGGGCUGCUGCGGCCAAACAAGUCAUGGCCCUGAAGGAUACCAUCGGGAAACUGAAGACGGAGAAACAAAUGACCUGCACGGACAUCAACACCCUAACAAGGCAGAAGGAACUUCUCCUGCAGAAGCUGAGCACAUUUGAGGAGACCAACCGCACCCUCCGAGAACUGCUGAGGGAACAGCACUGCAAAGAGGAUUCCGAAAAGUUGAUGGAGCAACAAGGAACGUUAUUGAAACGGCUGGCAGAGGCGGACUCCGAGAAAGCGGGAGCUCAGACAGUGUGUGUGUGCCCUCUCCAGCGCCUGCUAUUACUGCUGCAAGACAAAGACAAGGAGGUGGAAGAGCUCCUCCAGGAAAUACAAUGUGAGAAGGCUCAAGCGAAGACAGCAUCUGAGCUUUCGAAGUCCAUGGAGACCAUGCGUGGGCAUUUGCAGGCACAGCUUCGGUGCAAAGAGGCAGAGAACAGUCGCCUGUGCAUGCAGAUCAAGAAUCUGGAGCGCAGCGGAAACCAGCAUAAGGCGGAAGUGGAGGCCAUCAUGGAGCAACUGAAGGAACUGAAGCAGAAGGGAGAACGAGACAAAGAGUCCUUGAAGAGGGCCAUCCGAGCCCAGAAAGAACGAGCUGAGAAGAGUGAGGAGUACGCUGAGCAGCUGCACGUGCAGCUUGCUGACAAGGAUCUUUAUGUUGCUGAAGCUUUAUCCACUCUGGAAUCAUGGAGGAGCCGCUACAACCAAGUUGUGAAAGACAAGGGGGACCUCGAGCUGGAAAUUAUUGUCCUGAACGACCGGGUGACAGAUCUUGUAAACCAACAACAAACCUUGGAGGAGAAGAUGCGGGAAGACCGGGACAGCCUGGUGGAGAGACUACACCGGCAGACUGCCGAGUACUCCGCUUUCAAGCUAGAGAAUGAGAGGCUGAAGGCUAGCUUCACCCCGAUGGAGGAGAAACUCAACCAGGCGCACGUCGAGGUUCAGCAACUGAAGGCAUCGGUUAAGAACUACGAGGGAAUGAUUGACAACUAUAAGAGUCAGGUGAUGAAGACCAGACUGGAGGCUGAUGAAGUGGCUGCCCAGCUGGAACGCUGUGACAAAGAGAACAAGAUCCUUAAAGAUGAGAUGAACAAAGAGAUUGAAACGGCGCGGAGGCAGUUCCAGUCCCAGCUGGCUGACCUGCAGCAGCUGCCUGAUAUUCUCAAGAUCACGGAGGCUAAGCUGGCAGAGUGCCAAGACCAGCUGCAGGGCUAUGAGAGGAAGAACAUCGACCUCACAGCCAUCAUAUCAGACCUGCGCAGCCGGAUCGAACAUCAGGGGGACAAGCUGGAGAUGGCAAGAGAGAAACAUCAGGCUUCCCAGAAGGAAAAUAAACAACUGAGUCUGAAGGUGGAUGAACUGGAGAGGAAACUGGAGGCGACCAGUGCCCAGAAUAUCGAGUUCCUACAGGUGAUUGCCAAGAGGGAGGAGGCAAUCCACCAGUCCCAGCUGCGACUAGAGGAGAAAACCCGGGAAUGUGGGACCCUGGCGAGGCAGUUGGAGAGCGCCAUUGAAGAUGCCAGGAGGCAGGUGGAACAAACCAAGGAGCACGCAGCCUCCAAGGAGCGAGCAGCCCAGAACAAAAUUCUGGACCUUGAGGCCCAGCUGAGCAGGACCAAGACUGAACUCAACCAGCUCCGGCGGAGCCGGGACGAUGCUGACCGCCGCUACCAGAGCCGCCUGCAAGACCUGAAAGACCGCCUGGAGCAGUCGGAGAGCACCAACCGCAGCAUGCAGAACUACGUCCAGUUCCUGAAGUCGUCCUAUGCCAACGUGUUUGGGGAUGGCCCCUACACUUCCUACCUAACGAGCUCUCCCAUCCGCUCCCGGUCUCCUCCUGCCUAAGGCGGCCACUCUUGGGCUAGGAGCUCGGAUGGAUGCUGUGGGAACUGAGGCUUUGCUAAGCCAUACCCAGAAAGCCUGUUGGUUUUCCUCUCUCGUCCUGUGAUGAAGUAUGUUCAGGGUCUUGUCUUAGCUACUAGCUCCAGAAAAGUGCCUGAAGCAGCAGGGGAUGAAGCAGAACCCACUUCGUUCUCUCCUCUCUGACAGCAUCGCCUGACGGAAGUUUUUAAUUACCCUGACAGGCCUUAAAGUUACUACUGUUAGGGUCAGAUUGUAACUCACCGUGACUUUGCUCAUUCCUUUCCCAAGAGAAUGUUUGGACUGGACUUGCCCUCCAGUUCCCUUACAGCUCUCUUCUUUUUAGGACUGUCUCUUGGGUUUUCCCUGACCUGAACCAGCAGGAGCUGUUCGCCAGAGGUCCUCACCGCACCUCAUGUUCACUUGCUGUUUCCCUUAUUUCACGGGUACGGUGUUUUCCCCAAGGUGCUCCCCUCCCAAGCCCAGUGGAAACCUCUCAUGGCCAAGUUUCCUCAAGGCCACUUGCCCUCACGCACUUGCCAAUAGACACUCGAGGGCUUAUGUCCAGUUCGCCUUGUAAAAGUACAAUCCCAAUCUCAUUGAUUUUUCUCUUUGCCAGGUUUGUAUCUGUGGAAUGCGUUUAUUCUUGAAACAUGUAUGUUGUUUUACAAAAACUUUUAUAAUCAGUAUUUAAGUCUCCAUCGGAUGAUUUCCUUUACCCGCCCCAGCCCUCUUCUAAAAAUGAUUCAGUAAAAUGCUGCAGGAGAGCCAGUAAACGUUUUUAAAGGAC
This is a messenger RNA of Delphinapterus leucas (beluga whale), 3682 nucleotides long. RefSeq names its product outer dense fiber of sperm tails 2 (gene ODF2). Gene Ontology annotation, biological process: regulation of cilium assembly. The record is from RefSeq and is a predicted model, not a curated record. Gene Ontology annotation, cellular component: centrosome. Lineage: Eukaryota; Metazoa; Chordata; Mammalia; Artiodactyla; Monodontidae.